GAAGAGUCGGUCGUAAGCCUGGCACUAAAAACGCGUGCACUUUCCCCAACUGCAUCAAACAACCCCACCAUCCGAGAUCCACCCCGCUGUCACCAACUUCCAGAUGCCUCCAUGACAGACCUCAUAACUGUUCUUCCCGGCUUCCCAACCCAUCAAUAUGUGCGCCUUCUCCCCUCUCUCGAAAGGCACCAGGUGACGACCGCGGACCUGCUCACGCAAGACUGUACCGAAAUCGCGAAACGCGCUUCAUUGCCGAUCCUUGACGUGAAGAGACUUUGUAAUGCAGUCUUGGAAGCGUUGCAAGUAAGCUUGGGUGUUCAAGAGGAUGCAAACACCACGCAGGGAAGCUCCCUCCUGAGGAAGUCGGGAGAGGAUGUGGUCAAUUCAUGGAAUACCGUCAGCACGUUGGAUGAUGAUCUAGAUCAAGCAUUGGGAGGCGGUAUUCCUACUGGGCAUAUUACAGAAGUCACUGGUGAAAGUGGUGCAGGCAAGACUCAAUUCCUGCUCACCCUUCUCCUCGCUGCGCAAUUACCCGCACCUCAAGGCCUCUCCAGCAAUGUCCUCUACAUCUCAACGGAGAGUGCGCUGCCUACAAGUCGACUCUCUCAGCUUCUACGUACACAUCCAGUUCUCCUCGCAGCAAAUCCCAGGCCAAGUCUGGACUCCGUCAUCAGCAUAGUAACUCCCGAUCUCGAGUCCCAGGAUCACAUCCUACGAUUCCAAGUCCCAGUUGCUGUCAAGAGACAUGGCAUCCGCCUUAUAAUUCUGGACUCCGUGGCUGCAAAUUACCGAGCCGAGUUUGAACGUCCGGGAGGUGGAGCAGCGAGUGGUCAAAAGAGCGGAGCGAAUAUGGCUCAGCGCAGCUCUGAACUUGUGAAACUGGGACAGUUGCUCCGAGAGCUGGCAAGGGAGCAGGAUAUUGCGAUUGUUGUUGCCAAUCAGGUUGCAGAUAGGUUCUCUGGUGGUGGUGGUGGCUCUAGUCCGGUGCUGAGGAGGUCGACACAAAGCAGCCCAUUGGCAACGAGAAGUGCACCUGGAGGAGCAAUGCCGGAUAGCUCGAUUGGUCCUACAUCAAGCAUGCCAAUGGGAACCGAUCCUGGGAAUACGCCUUUCAAGAGUACGAUGGAUCCUAUGUCUCUUGAUCACCAACAGAGGUGGUUUACUGGCUGGGGCGACGACCCCUAUCCUUCCAAACUGGCUCUCAAGAAUCUCAAAACUCCAAGUCUGGGUCUGAUCUGGACAACCCAGAUUUCUUGCAGGAUAGCACUGAUAAAACGGCCAGUUUAUGGACCGGGACUAAAAGCUGAUGAGGAGAACGAGAGAGGCGAACUGGUUCUGAGGAAGUGGAGACGGUGGAUGAAAGUUGUAUUCGCGCCUCAUGCUCCACCUAGUGGACCUGGGGUACAAGAUGCCGUUGAGUUUGAGAUCAAGGGCGAAGGGCUAGCGGCAGUGAAGAAAAAGGGAAAGGGUGUUGAUGAAGAAGAUGAUGAUUUCUGAAUCCACUUUACGCUUCGCGCGGUGAACUUUGAUCUCAAUAAAGAAACGAACAUUUGAUGAGCCGUGG
Molecule: messenger RNA, 1564 nt
Organism: Cadophora gregata
Lineage: Eukaryota; Fungi; Ascomycota; Leotiomycetes; Helotiales; Ploettnerulaceae
Exons: 2
Coding region: 112-1497 (461 amino acids)
Biological process (GO): DNA recombinase assembly; DNA strand invasion; DNA repair
Molecular function (GO): ATP-dependent DNA damage sensor activity; ATP hydrolysis activity; single-stranded DNA binding
Source: RefSeq, a predicted model, not a curated record